Armigeres subalbatus is the source of this 765-nucleotide messenger RNA. RefSeq lists its product as uncharacterized. Gene Ontology annotation, biological process: DNA replication, removal of RNA primer. The transcript is spliced from 2 exons. Lineage: Eukaryota; Metazoa; Arthropoda; Insecta; Diptera; Culicidae. Bases 1 to 765 code for a protein of 254 amino acids. The record is from RefSeq and is a predicted model, not a curated record. Gene Ontology annotation, molecular function: nucleic acid binding; RNA-DNA hybrid ribonuclease activity.
AUGGGAUUUGCUCUGCUUCUCAAGCCGGUCGGUGGGGAAAUGGUAAAAGGAUUACAGCAAACCGAACCACCUGCCGGAGCCCGUGGCGCGGAAGCAUACGCAAUAAAUAAAGCAAUUGACCUCAACCCCACUGAAUUGACGGUCAUAUUCAGCGAUUCUCAAAGUGUCCUCGCGGCAGUUAAAGGGCACAACUCUAACCACCCAUGGAUAGAAGAUAUCAAAAACAAAGUAAAACAAAACCCUGGCCGCUUAGACCUGUGCUGGGUACCAGCUCAUAUCAACAUAACUGGCAACGAAAAAGCCGACAAACUAGCGAAACUUGCCACAGCAGCACAGACAUCCACUAAUAUUGAAACACCAUACGAUGAUUACAAAAAGCUAGUUAAGCUCCAUACAAGACUAACAUGGGAGAAUGUCUGGCACAAUAACCACGGACACUUGAGAGAAAUAAAAUAUGAUACAAGCGAAUGGUCAACAUCCUUCUCGAUGAAUAAAGAAGAAAGCAAAGCUUUUACCCGACUCAGAAUCGGUCACACUAGAAUUUCACAUGAACAUUACGCCCGCAAGGAAGCCGCACCCACCUGCUCAGCACGUGGCUCCCCAAUUACAGUGAAGCACAUCAUUCUGGAAUGCACCAAAUUCACCAAACACCGUAUCGAAGAAAAUAGCGUCAAGUCACUCUACCUGGCCCUAGGGAACGAUUUCAAUGAACUUAGAGAAACAACAUCAUACCUCACGAAAACGAAUUUGACCCACGAAAUUUAA